Molecule: messenger RNA, 297 nt
Organism: Staurois parvus
Lineage: Eukaryota; Metazoa; Chordata; Amphibia; Anura; Ranidae
Source: the annotation of a GenBank genome assembly
GAUCAGUGCCCUGCAGUGCCGCCCAGCAGUGCCUCCCACCAGUGCCACCCAUCAGUGCCCAGCAUUGCCUCCCACCAGUGCUCAGCAGUGCCACCCAUCAGUGCUGCCAAGCAGUUGUGCCCAUCAGUGCCACUAGUCAUGCCUCCUAUCAGUGCCCAUCAUUGCUGCAUAUCAGUGCCUCCUCAUCAAUGCCCACCAGUGCCACCUCAUCAGUGUCGAUCAGUGCUGCCUAUCCAUGCCACCUCAUCAGUGCCCAUCAGUGAUGCCUAUCAGUGUAGCAUCAUCAAUGCACAUCAG